ACGGUCCCUAUCUCCUUGUCUCCUUUGCUGUGGAGUCCCUGCAGCAGGCUGACCAAUGGGAGGCCCCGCCCGCUGUGAUGUCACUGCGCUAUAAAGCCCCCGGCCCCCCGCUGCCCGGCCUGAGCAGAGUCAGCGUUCCCAGCCUGGACGCCUCGGCUGGUAGAACUGCUGUCUUUAGUAACCGGGCGUCUUCACGGCUCAACCGUUCUCCCUUUCGGAUUGUGUGAAACUACAUUUUCUGGAUAAAGAGAGUGUUGCUUCCUGAAGAGCAGCCCCCCCGCCGGGCCCCCCAGGCAUCCUUGUGCAGACAAGGUGCCGACCAACAUGUCAACACAGGCGCCGACGUUCCUGCAGCCGCUGCAGAGCGUCGUGGCACUAGAGGGUAGUGCCGCGACGUUCCAGGCUCAAGUCAGCGGUUCUCCUGUUCCUGAGGUGAGCUGGUUUCGUGAUGGCCAGGUUCUCUCCUCCGCCGUUCUGCCCGGCAUUCAGAUCUCGUUCAGCGAUGGCCGUGCUGUUCUGAGGAUCCCUGCUGUGACCGCCGCACACAGUGGGAGGUUCUCCGUCAGAGCGACCAACGGAGCCGGACAGGCCACCAGCACCGCAGAACUACUCGUCACAGCGGAGACAGCCCCUCCCAGCUUCCUGCUCCGCCUCCAGAGCUCCACGGUGCUCCAGGGCAGCCAGGUGAGGCUGGACGUCAGAGUCUCAGGUAUCCCCCUCCCCCAGGUGAGGUUCUUCAGGGAGGGGGCGGAGAUCCAGAGCUCGCCAGACUUCAGGAUCCUGACGGAGGGCGAGAUGCACAGCCUGCUGAUCGCUGAGGCCUUCCCUGAGGAUUCUGGGAACUAUUCUGCCACCGCCACCAACAGCAGCGGAAGAGCAACCUCCACCUGCGAGCUGCUGGUGCAAGGUGAGGAAGUCGUGCCGGUGAAGAAAACCAAGACGAUCGUGACGUCUCAGAUGGCCGCCUCCUCCCAAAGCACCGUGCAGAGGAAGAUGGAGGCCAGCUUCCAGUCCUCCUCCAUGAUGGAGAUGCAUGUGGAAUCAGGAAUGAUGACCCAGCAUCUGUCUCACAAAACCCCCCCGAGGGUUCCCCCCAAGCCCACCUCCCGCUCCCCUCAGUCCUACGUCUCUAAGGUGGGGGGGGGCCGGCAGCAGUCUCCUUCACCUGUCCGUCACGUGAAGGGCCCACAGCCCGCCCCCGUCAGACCCGUGUCCCCCUCCUCCAGAGUCUCUGUCCCCUCCAUCAGACCUGUGAAGUCUCCCGUCAUAUCCCGCAAACAGCUGUCCUCCCCUGCGGAGGUGCCCCCCCCCUGGAAGCACUCCGGCCUGCAGGCUGAGAGCAGCUUCACCUCCGUCAGCACCUCCUCCUCCUCCCACAUGAUGAUGGAGCAGAGCAGCUCCUCCAUGAUGAUGGAGCAGAGCAGCUCCUCCAUGAUGAUGGAGCAGAGCAGCUCCUCCAUGAUGAUGGAGCAGAGCAAAGAGGCGGAAGGGGGGGGUAAAGCGACGGCGGUGGCCACGGUUGUCGCCGCUGUUGACCUCGCUCGCGUCCGUCAGCCCGUCAGUGGAGCUGCAGAAGAAGAGGUAGAGGUGGAGAUAAAACAACAACAACAACAACAACAACAACAACAACAACAACAACAACAACAACAGGAAGUGGAGACAACAACGGAGGAGAAGCAGGAAGUUGUUGUGAAAAGUCUUUCUACUGAAGCUACGGAGACAAAAGUCAGAGCAGUUUCUCAGAUCCAGAUCUCUGAAGAAUCGUCUCAGAUCCAGAUCCCGUCUCAGAUCCUGAUCCCGUCUCAGAUCCCGUCUCAGAUCCACAUCCCGUCUCAGAUCCCGUCUCAGAUCCAGAUCCCGUCUCAGAUCCACAUCCCGUCUCAGAUCCACAUCCCGUCUCAGAUCCAAAUCCCGUCUCAGAUCCAAAUCCCGUCUCAGAUCCCGUCUCAGAUCCAGAUCCCGUCUCAGAUCCAGAUCCCGUCUCAGAUCCCGUCUCAGAUCCACAUCCCGUCUCAGAUCCAAAUCCCGUCUCAGAUCCCGUCUCAGAUCCAGAUCUCUGCAGAACCGUCUCCGGUUCCUCACUUCACAGUUUCUAAAGUCUCUGUUCCUAAACCUGAAGCGAGCCUGGAGGUCUCCAUCGCGGGCUCGGCCAUGGCGGCUCUGCACAGAGAGUUCUCCUCCCCUGUCUCCCCCCUCUCCCCUCGAAGGAUCAUCAAACCAGUGAAGUCUCCCAGCCCGUCCCGCAGGAGGGGGGCGAGCGUGCCCCCCGAGCCCCUGCCGCCCCCCUUCAGAAACCCCAGAUAUCAGACGGGGGGCCCUAGUGAGGAGGAGUUUGAAGACUGGGAGCCACAG
Molecule: messenger RNA, 2352 nt
Organism: Gymnodraco acuticeps
Lineage: Eukaryota; Metazoa; Chordata; Actinopteri; Perciformes; Bathydraconidae
Product: titin-like
Exons: 11
Source: RefSeq, a predicted model, not a curated record